Messenger RNA from Spodoptera exigua (beet armyworm), 955 nucleotides. Lineage: Eukaryota; Metazoa; Arthropoda; Insecta; Lepidoptera; Noctuidae. The record is from the annotation of a GenBank genome assembly.
AUUUGUGCGCGGUAAACUGUGCAUUGGGCAUUAUUAAAAUUUUAAACGAUCUUUUAUGAUAUUCGAUAGUAAAAUUUCAGUUUAUUUUAUACUAAUCAGUGCCGACGUGUAUUACUUAUAAAAUCUAAUACUGUGUAUUAAAUUCAUAGUUCAUCGGUUGACCGGUGGUGAUUUUGUUUUAAAAAAAACAAUUUUUGUCGCAAAUUUUUCGUGUACCCACAUCAUGUCUCGAGUAAAGUUGAAUUUAAUCGCUGCUGCGUGCGAAAACAUGGGUAUUGGUGUUAACGGUGCUUUGCCAUGGCGGUUGAAGAAAGAGAUGGCAUACUUCACAACAAUGACAACUAAGGUCAAGGAUCCUAGCAAGGUGAACGCUGUGAUCAUGGGACGACGGACCUGGGACUGUAUACCAGACAAGUACAGACCCCUGUCGGACCGAGUCAACAUUGUGUUGACACAUAAUGUUGAUGCAGUUAAGGAGAAGGUGCCAGAAGGAGUGGUGGUGGUAUCGGGAUUGGACGAGGCUGUGCAGUAUAUCGAGGGUCGAGAGGAUAUCGAGUCGACCUGGGUCAUUGGAGGAUCUUCCAUCUACCAGGCUGCCAUGACACAUCCGAACUGCGGCAAGAUUUACCUGACGGAGAUACAGAAAUCCUUCGACUGCGACACAUUCUUUCCAAACAUCGACAAACAACAGUUCCAUUUAGUGAACGAGAAUGAAAUCCCCGAGGAAAGGCAGUCUGAAGGUGAAAUAAGCUACUUUUUCCGAGUUUAUAAGCGAUUGUAAGUAGUUUUAUAAUUUAAUACACAACUACACCUAUCUACAUCACACUACAUUCGCUGCAAGAAGUUCGACGGUAUACCGAUAGAUGGCGCUGAACAAGUCUACGUUGUACGUUGCUACACUACACUUCAUCUUCAAGAAAUUCGGCGAUAUGUCAAUAGAUGGCGUUGUUCAACA